AGAAGUACAGAAACCAUUAUAGUGCAGCGAGUGUCGAGAUGAAUUCGAAGCAGAUAAUCGGUUACAUCUUGCUCACGUUGACGGCAAUCAUCCUGUCAUUCGACCUGGUUCAAGCACAACGUUUCCGCAGCAGGGACAACGGCAGAGACUUGACCUUCGCUGGUGAUUUGCAAGCACCUCCUGGGAUCGGCAGAGACGGUCGGGAUACGGGCAGACUCAGACAUCGAAUCGACAAGACGGUUGACGAUUUCCGACAUGGACCAACAGGAAAUUACCAUCUUUUCACCACACCCAUCAAAUACAGAGUUUUCGGGAAUGCACCUUCGGGACGUUGGUACACCCGUGCUCGUUCCCUAGGUCCACUCGGAAGAUGAUCUGCUCACUUACGGGAAAUGUUUGAAACGACGAGGUCUCAUACGCAGAUGACGGCAUUUUUUAUGAAUAAAUAUUGUAUGAAUCGAUUGUGUAAAUGCGAGGCA
Molecule: messenger RNA, 479 nt
Organism: Notodromas monacha
Lineage: Eukaryota; Metazoa; Arthropoda; Ostracoda; Podocopida; Cyprididae
Source: the annotation of a GenBank genome assembly